UAUAAUUAGGUAAUUAAAUAUGGCGGCACCGAGUGUGCAAAACAUCUAUAAUCUGACACCUUUGCUUGUAUAUGACAGAGACGUUAGAGAAUUCCGGAUCAGGCACUGGAAUGACUGGCGGAUAUAUAGAAUCCGGAUUGAGUAUCAUCAGCACGCUCCCAAUGCUCACACGCCAUCCCAAACUCUGGACUAUACCACACCGAAACAUGUCCCGUUUAGGUCUGUAAAAGAUGUCACUAUUUCUUCUUUAACAUCGAGUUCUGUCCAAGUGAGCUGGACAACACCAAUGUGUGAUUAUCACGGAAGUGAUAUAAUUAGCUACACAUGCGUACUAAGGACGAGUGAGAACGUGAUUAGAGUUCAAACGGAGAACGAAGUGCUUCAAGUCGAUACACUUAAACCAUUCACAAAUUAUUCAGUUGUUAUAACAAUUGAGAACGACAUUGGACCCGGACCCUCAAGUUCUCCAGUAAUAUUCCAAACUGUAGAGGAUAUUCCAGGUCCUCCAACAAUAAUAAAGCUAUCUCCACUACAUAAAGCAAUCCUGGUGAUAUUCACACCUCCUAUGGAAACGAAUGGCAUUAUUACAAAGUACAGGUUGAUGAUUGAAGUGGCGAUGACGUCACUCAAGAGAGACAUGGAGAGUGACGUCACAUCAGUGACAAUAAAAAAUCUGUCAUCUUACACAAAGUACAACAUCAAGGUGCAAGCUAGAACAAGUGCAGGAUGGGGAGGUUUCAGCACAGUUAGGGCUGUAAUGACUCUAGAAGAUACUCCAGACAGACCCACGGAGUUUACUGUCACUUCUCAAAACGAAACGACAAUAGGAAUACGAUGGAAAUCUCCAAAUUUUACCAAAGGGGUUAUCCAAGGAUACAAGGUGUCGUAUCGUCAGAGAGGAGAUUCCUAUGAGAAGUCCUUUUUUUAUGGCGUCCAUUCUGCCAUGAUUGAGGUAAAAAUAUCUGGACUGGCGCCGGGAGAAUACUACCAUUUCAGAAUUAUGGGGAGGUCUGGUGUAGGCUACGGUCCGAGUCUUAACGGAUCGUCUUUUACAUUUCCAGCAACACCACCAAAACCAUCAGUACCCAGGAUGUCUUAUAAAAAUCAACAACUGACACUUACUUUGAAUCCAAGUAUUCUGACAGAAAAACACUUUUACUUAGUUAGAAUCUAUGUUCGCGAUGUGAGUAGUUUAGACGCUAAACUUCUCAAUGAAGAAGCGGGUCUAUCUGGAACUGUAAUGCUUAUGCUAAACAGAGACGACAUUACACGGAGUGUUACUUACAGUCUGGGAGACAACACCACUACACAUGGGGUCCAUAAUACAGUACUCCAGUUGAAUCACACCUACAUAUUCUAUCUAGAAAUAGUGAUAUAUUUCGAAAAUAUUCUUCGGUCGAGUUAUGUAAAAUAUCCAGAUUCUUUCACCAUUGCUUUGCAAAAACAUACUGUAAGAGACACCGUGAACAAAGAGGAAUCGGGAAUUGUGGGUGUCGUGAUAGGAGUUAUCUUUGUUAUUCUCCUUAUCCCUGCUACUGCUACCAUUUGUAUUGUUAUGAAACGAUCCAAAGAGAAAAGCAAUACCGGGUCGGAUUACGAUGGUAACGAGACAGCGUAUGACUGGGAGAAGGCGGUGAAUCUCGGGGGAUCUAACAGGUCCAACUUUAUGCUCUCCACGAGUUUUCGGCGAAGUUUAGAUUCGAUUAAUGGAUCAUUGCUUGGAAACACAUCACUGUUAGACGAACCAUGUGAUACUGAAACCGUCCAGCGUUCAUCAUCUUUUCAAUCAAAUACCGGUUCUUCACUAUUGGAAAAUCAGCACAGUCGUUCUAAAUCCAGGAGGGGUAUAAAGAAAUCGUUGUCUGAUACCGACAUGUUUCAGAAAAAUACCCUUUAUUGUAAAAAUGAUGACUAUCCCAAUGCAAAUUCAAAUUCUUCACGCAUGCGUAAGGUGCCGAAUGAUCGGAAUGAGAAGAAAAUUUCUAGAAGACCGUCUGUACAUAGAGCUAAAACUCUUCCAAAUGAGACAAAAAAGAAAGCUCCACCGAAACCGAAACGCCAUCGUUUGCACAGAAGUGCCACAGGCAGUAAUUUUGAGGAGUUAAAACGGCGUGCAUGUAGUCCUAUUGUGGAAGAAGAUUUCGAUGAGAUGAUGAAAAGCAUUGACGAAUUAUCGCAUCAGCAUCGGAAACUGUAUUCCAAACCACGAUCGGAAUUUAGAACAGAUCCCAAACGCAACAUUUAUUCGAGCGAUAUGGAUUCCGUCAAUGCCAAUGCAAUGGAUAUCGGUACUCAAACUUCUGCUGAAAGGGGCACAGCUAGAGAAACUCAAUUAAGGCGUAAACGAAAAAUACUUGCGUCCUCUGCAAUGUCGGAGAUCAGAAGAAAACCCAAGAACGACCAGAGACGUAAACAAGCGAACAAGAAUUCAGACGUGGAUGUAACUGAAAACAACGGUAAAAGUGAGAGAAACUCGAAAAAAAUCAUCUGUACUGAUAAUGAUAAUAAGAAGCAGCUCAGAAGAAAACGCGCUUUACAACGGAAAGCAGAAUCUAUGAAGGAUUACAAAGACAUUCAAUUCGAUAGCAAGAGCAAGUCUAUGUCUUUCAACUACGGUGAUUCUCGGAAAUAUAUCGACUCCAUUAUUUCAUCAGGUAGCGAUGACGAAAUAGAGGGUUUCAAAUCUCGUAUAAAAUCCCAUGAUAUCAGAGUAAGCAAACCGCAGCAGGAUGUAUCUGAUUCACUGAAUAUGGAUAAACAGCUAGAUUUUAAGGAACGUGUCAGUGCUGGAACACAUUUCGAUCGCAGUAGGAAGAAAUCGCAUUCUUUACGAGAAACCGGAAGUACCAUGCAUGGAGAAUACCGAGAGCAAGAUAUCUUAAAAUUUUGGAGCAAAACAUAUUCGUUUCUUGACGAGCGGAAAAUUUUAGCAAGUCAGGAAAAUUUGGAGGACUACAAAGUGACAAAUUUUUAUGAAAAUGAUCGUCCCCAGACAGUGUCGCUUGAACUGGAAUUCAAGUCCUUACCUACAGGUGUGUUAGGAACAACUAAUAUUGCACGUCAGAAGGCUGGUGUCCCCGCCCACAAGCUUUGUCUGGAGUCAUACGACCAUUCCAGGGUUAUUCUGAAACCCGAAGGGCCAGAUGAUUACAUCAAUGCAAGUUAUAUUAAAGACAGAACAAGAGGUGGCACCCCUGGUUAUAUUGCAGCCAGAACCCCAACUGAUGCUCAGUCUGCCCUGAAAUUCUGGCGGAUGGUAUUGCAGGAAGGAUCUAGAGUUAUAGUGAAGUUAUCACAAAAAACAGACAUUUUCCCUUCUGAAAUAACUCUCCACUCGGAGCAAGUCACAGAAAGAUUCAAACUGACGCAUUGUGAGGACAUCUUCAUCCAAAAAUGUGCCGUUCGUUAUAUGAGACUUAAAAAUGUCUUGGAUCACAGUUCUAGGGGUGUUUACAUCGUUCACAAUCUACAGUGGCCUGAUGAAGAUCGCUACUACCUGCCUCAAGACACCAACGACUUUAUUUCCAUGCGAGAAAUUGUCCGAAAGUGCCAGGGCGUCUCUGUAGCUCCGGUUAUAGUUCACUGCAGUCAGGAGGAUGGUAGAAGUGGAAUUUUCAUCGCUGUGGACGCGCUUCUGUUGGAGUAUGAAAAACAUCGAGAAGUGAAUGUAUUCUCAUUUGUCAGAAAUAUGCUGAAGGAUAGGUACGGAAUGGUGAAGACAAUUUGGCAGUACCGAUAUAUCUACGAAGCGCUGCUGGAGUCACAUUUACUUUCUUGACUUGAAUGUAGCAAAAAAGUAAAUUACUGAGUGUAAGGGUGAAUUCUUAAACCAGCCUAGUUUCUUUUACGUAUCAAUUAAACGUUUUAAAUUGACCAGAUGACAUUCAAGCCAUGAUUAGUUAGGGACUACAAUUAUAUACAUGUAUUGUUAUUGGGUAUUUUAAACAUUUUUUUUCUUCGUUACUGUGUAUUUUACUAAUCAAACAGUUUUUCUUUGUUAAUUUCUAUUUUACUAAUCAACAUGUUUUUCUUCUUUAAUAUAUUGGCAGAGAAGUACUACUCUCUACCUAUGUUAAUCGUGGCGAACGUCCAAAUCUCCAACGCAGCCGCUUUUAGGCCCCGUUGUACUUCUACUAUUGAUUGAUAUCACAAAUUCAAUUCGAAUACGUGAUAUCAGCUGUUUGCAUAGGUGAUACCAUCUAUUCAAAUUGAAAUGACCAUAACGCUUAUUUGAGUAUUUGAUAUCACGUGACUUGGUAACCUAAUUUAUUCAUCGGUUACUAAUAAUGGUGAUAAAUACCAAAAAACGGCGCCACAUCCUAACGAAUUAGUCCAUUAUUCGUAGUUUUAGCUGCAACAGACACAUCUCCAGGUGAAGAUCAUUAAUGGUUGAUAACCGAUGCAUGUUACACAAGUUAACCGCCAUUGUUUCGUCAUCGAGCAAUGCCUUAAUGAGAAAAAGGGAUUGUCUCUCUGUCAACAAAACAAUAUAUCGUCCUGUAAACCCAAACGCAGUCAAAUUGUCUAAACCGAUGUCUGUGAUUUGGCCCGUCCUUGAUGAUUUAUAUAUUUUCUUGCACUUUAUUAUUUUCACUACUCUUUAUUUCACAUUUUUCAUAAUUUUCAAUCUUCAUUGUGCCUGAUGCACUUUUUCAAAUUGAAUUGCAUGAGGCUUUCUUUGUGCAAAGCAUGUUUUUCGUAUUUGAUAUUUUCUCUUUGUUCGCAGGAAACCUUUAUCUCACUUGUUAAAAAUUUAGGUCACAGCUUAUUAAUUAACUGGUUAGUUUUUCAAAGUCAAUUGUACACUUACAUAUCAUUGUUUUUAGUUUACUGUGGAAAAAAUGAAAUGAUACAGGGUAUUUCACACUAAUCAUUCAGCAAAAAUAAUUUGUUGAUGUUUUUUUUUUUAUUUGCACAAUCCUGAGCAAUAAUAAAUGAUAUUUUAUACACAC
This is a messenger RNA of Ostrea edulis (European flat oyster), 4952 nucleotides long. RefSeq lists its product as uncharacterized. The transcript is spliced from 5 exons. Gene Ontology annotation, molecular function: protein binding; protein tyrosine phosphatase activity. The record is from RefSeq and is a predicted model, not a curated record. Gene Ontology annotation, biological process: protein dephosphorylation. Bases 20 to 3778 code for a protein of 1252 amino acids. NCBI's taxonomy places the organism in Eukaryota, Metazoa, Mollusca, Bivalvia, Ostreida, Ostreidae.